AUGCCACCAACCCAAGAAUCCAACGCCCUCGCCACCCUCUUCAACACACUCAAACCCAACAUCACGCCCACCACCACGCCAGCUAUCCGCCGCCUCCUCGGCGACCAAACCUGGCAAGUCGGCGCGGAGCCCACAAACGUAACCUACGAAGAAACCACCCUCGGCGGCUCUCCCUGCCUGAAAAUCCAUCCCCUCCAAGCCUCUCCCACCCACGCACUACUCUACUUCCACGGCGGAGGAUACCACCUCGCGUCGGCCUUCAGCGGGCACAGGAAGUUGAUAGCACAUCUGGCGAAGAGCUGCAACGUCCAAGGCUACGCGAUCGACUACCGUCUCGCGCCCGAGAACGUCUACCCGGCCGCGCACGAGGACUGUUUCGCCGCCUACCAAGCCCUCCUCGAGAAGGAAGGCUUCGAAGCGAAAAACGUCGUCCUAGCGGGCGAUUCGGCGGGCGGGGGACUCGUGGCUACGACGGCGUUGACGGCUCGUGAGGAUACGAAGCCAGCGGCGUGUGUAUUCCUCAGUCCAUGGUUCGAUCUCGCGUGCGAGAGUCCGAGUUUCCAGAGCAAUGUAGGCAAGGACGCCCUCAGCUCGCACGAGUCCGUGACGCGCAUGGCGGAGAUGUACACGGCGGGGAAGAUCGACGUCAAGGAUCCGAGGGUGAAUGCUUUGUAUGCGGAUUUGGAAGGUUUUGCGCCUUGUUGGGUUAGUGUGGCCGGGUGGGACAGUUUGGCGGAGGAUGGGAGGAGGUUUAAGGAGGUGAUGGAGGGGGCGGGAGGGGAGGUUGUGUUGGAGGUGGGGGAGGGAAUGCAGCAUAUUUAUGAGUUUAUGGUGGGGAAGGCGCCGGAGGCGGAUGGGAGUGUGCGGAGGAUUGGGGAGUAG
Zasmidium cellare ATCC 36951 is the source of this 882-nucleotide messenger RNA. RefSeq lists its product as uncharacterized. The record is from RefSeq and is a predicted model, not a curated record. NCBI's taxonomy places the organism in Eukaryota, Fungi, Ascomycota, Dothideomycetes, Mycosphaerellales, Mycosphaerellaceae. The transcript has a single exon. Gene Ontology annotation, molecular function: hydrolase activity. The coding region runs from base 1 to 882 and encodes 293 amino acids.